GCCAAGAAGUAACAGCUGAGCAGCAGCAUCGAGAGCUGCCUCUCAUGUCUUCUAGCUCACUUAUCUGCGUCGUUUCGCCCAAAGUGCCGCCUUUCGUCGAGACGAAGAGUCGAUUGCGAAGAACCAGAGGUGGCUCGGUAAUCUCCGCCAGUCUGCGGGUGGCCGUGCCGCCUCCCUCCUCCGAGAAGGUGGUGUACGAGGUCGUGCUCCGCCAGGCGGCAUUGGUGGGCGAGGCGCGGAGGAGGACGCCAGCGGCCGUCGAGGUCCCCAUCGCACCGCUGCGAGGAGACCUCCUCGAUGAGGCCUACGAACGCUGCGGCGAGGUCUGCGCCGAGUAUGCCAAGACCUUCUAUCUCGGAACAUUGCUUAUGACACCAGAGAGAAGAAAGGCUAUCGGGGCAAUCUACGUAUGGUGCAGAAGGACCGAUGAACUAGUCGAUGGCCCCAAUGCUUCCCAUAUAACACCCACUGCUCUGGAUCGCUGGCAGCACAGGUUGGAAGAUCUAUUCGAUGGUCGGCCUUACGAUAUGUAUGAUGCCGCUCUAUCAGACACUGUAUCAAAAUAUCCAGUAGACAUUCAGCCAUUCAAGGAUUUGAUCGAAGGAAUGAGAAUGGAUCUGCGGAAAUCGCGAUACAAUAACUUUGAUGAGCUCUAUCUCUACUGUUACUAUGUGGCUGGUACGGUCGGCCUAAUGAGUGUUCCUGUAAUGGGAAUUGCUCCAGAUUCAAAAGCCUCCAUAGAGAGUGUCUAUAACGCAGCACUAGCUCUUGGCAUUGCUAAUCAGUUGACCAACAUACUCAGGGAUGUAGGAGAAGACUCGAGAAGGGGGAGAGUGUACCUUCCGCAAGACGAAUUAGCUCGAGCUGAUCUAUCAGAUGAUGAUAUUUUCAAUGGAAAAGUGACCGAGAGAUGGAGGAGCUUCAUGAAGGGUCAAAUUAAGCGAGCCAGAAUGUUCUUUGACGAAGCUGAGAAGGGCAUCUACGAGUUGAAUUCAGCUAGCAGAUGGCCGGUUUUGGCCUCCUCGCAGCUUUAUCGACAGAUCCUUGAUUCCAUUGAAGCCAAUGACUACGACAACUUCACGAAGCGUGCCUACGUAGGAAAGGCGAAGAAAUUGAUCUCAUUGCCCAUAGCAUAUGCCAAGGCAUUGGCGAGCCUUUCAAGAUAGACAGCAGUGAUUUUUUUUUUUUUUUUUUCAGUUUCGUUC
Molecule: messenger RNA, 1205 nt
Organism: Zingiber officinale
Lineage: Eukaryota; Viridiplantae; Streptophyta; Magnoliopsida; Zingiberales; Zingiberaceae
Product: phytoene synthase 2, chloroplastic-like
Exons: 6
Coding region: 45-1166 (373 amino acids)
Biological process (GO): carotenoid biosynthetic process
Molecular function (GO): 15-cis-phytoene synthase activity; geranylgeranyl diphosphate synthase activity
Source: RefSeq, a predicted model, not a curated record